This is a messenger RNA of Hermetia illucens (black soldier fly), 1057 nucleotides long. RefSeq lists its product as uncharacterized. Gene Ontology annotation, molecular function: protein binding. The coding region runs from base 94 to 924 and encodes 276 amino acids. The record is from RefSeq and is a predicted model, not a curated record. NCBI's taxonomy places the organism in Eukaryota, Metazoa, Arthropoda, Insecta, Diptera, Stratiomyidae. The transcript has 2 exons.
UCAAAAUACUAGCAAAUUUAAUUUUCCUAAUCUAGUUGCAUUUAUUGUAAAUUCGAAAAAUUUAAAUCAAAACUAACUUUUCAUUGACCAGGCAUGGGCGAACCGAAACCCCAUUCUUCAAAGCGCGAGCGACCAAGCCGCCUUCACACCUUUAAAUUUACCGGUGAAAGUUUCGACGAAAGGUUAAGUUCAUCCGUCAAAAAUAGAACACCCCGCGCUUUUCUUGCCACCCCCGAUAGAUUGGAGGAGUUAGCCGCGAACGUUGUGGAUAAAAUGAAGAUCCCUUCAGAAAUAUUUUGGACAAAGAGAUGUGUACAAAAUUUCAUUUCAACGCUAGGAUUUCUCACGUACCCGAAUGCCUUUGUCGAAAAUAUGGUUACUGGGCGAGCCCUCGUUAUAGUAGACGCCGCAGCAUUAGUCAAAAUGAACAUUCAAGAUUUCGAUGACAUCAAGACCAUAACAAAGGCAGUUCGUGAACUAUAUGAAAUAGAAAAUAUUCAGUAUCAGAGAUGCGUAGCAUUACCUCCUCGUUAUCCACUAACGCAUUGGAAAUUUUAUGUGCGACUCACUGGACCCAAAUACCAAAACUGUCGACCAUCUGACCUUUUUAGAAAAAUGGCGUUAAUUAACGAGUUGCCAAAAAACGAAAGCCAUUGGACACAACUUGAAAACUACCUUAAGCAUAAGCACAGGAAGGAUAUUGUCCGAGUAGGUUAUACACCUCGCUACAGACUAUACACCGGUGACAGGCCUUAUCUUAAAAAGUAUACUAGAUCUGAUACUGAAGUGGAAUGUAACUGCAUGCCCCCAUGCGAAUGUAGAUGGACAGAACCACAAUUGCGAAAACCUUGGGUUCUAAGUUGUUUGUCCAAACUUAAUAAAUUGGAAUUUUCAGGCGAGACUUCAAUAAUUCCUACACAGUGAUCAAAUUCAAUGGGUUUUCUAUAUGUUUUUGUGUGAGAAUAUUUUUAGUCUAUUACUACAAUAGCUAGGCUACAUAUGUGCAUAUGUGCGCUUAAGAUUAUGUUGAUCCUAUGUGAAUGUAUCCUUAGAUGUC